UUAACCAUUAAUCCACCAAAGGAGUACAAGUACGCAGUUUUUCCACCCAAUUUAAACUCCUCUCACAGCUCUCAACGGGAACGCACACAUAAUUUGGAGAAGGGACUCAUGGCUGACAGAGGAGCUAUACCAAUGCUCAUCAUAGCUCUCAUAUUGGUGAUGCGUCACACAUUUGCACCAUGCUCUGGGGCAAAUGUUAAAAUUGGUGUCCCUGAAAACUACGAUGGUAUUUUCCCAUGGUAUCUAGCCAAGCUCCAUAGCCUGCCAGGUAAUUACAGUGACCUGGUGGUAACGGGGGAUGAUGAGGGGAUAUUCGGAGUCGAUGCUCAGUUUCUGUAUGCUCUAAAACCACUGGACAGAGAAAAACAGCCGUCUUACUCUUUACAGGUGUCCUUCAGAACAUCAGUGCACCGUCAGAGCUUCACUGUCGAAGUGUGUGUCAUCGACAAGAACGACAAUGUGCCCACUUUCAUAGAGGAGAGCAUGAGGGGCAGCGUGCAGCUCGGGCUUCUCAAAGGGAUCCCAUUCAUGCAGGUGGAGGCGCUGGAUCGUGAUGACCGCAACACUGCCCAUGCUGAGCUGCGGUUUAGCCUCUUGGAACAGACACCCAGGAUUCCCUCCAGCCAAAUGUUCUUCAUCGACUCCAUCACUGGAGAGGUUUCCCUCACUGAGGAAGGAGCCUCUACUCUGGACCCAGAGAUGUGCGGCCGUUAUAAGCUCUCAGUGAUGGUGAAGGACAUGGCUGGGAAGGCGAAUGCUUUCUUCACCACCGGCAUCGUUACUGUUGAGGUGACUGGGAACACAUGGGCAUCGCCUGACCCUGUGCGACUUCAGGAGAACCUCCCAGGCCCCUAUCCCAUCCCUAUCUCACAGGUCAAAUGGAGUGGAAGUCAGGCAGAGUACAGUCUGGAGGGGGAGUUUCCAGAGAUGCUCUUCACCAUCAGCAGAGAAGGAGUCAUUUAUCUCAAUGCUCCUCUGGACAGAGAGACACAAGACCAGUUCCAGAUCAGCAUUGUGGUUGAGCGUCCAGAUGGCAGAGAGAUUGCCAAGCCUGUGGAGUUGAGGGUGAUGGUGGGCGACGCCAAUGAUAACAGACCCACCUUUCCACAGGCACAGUACCAUACUGUGGUCAAGGAACUGGCUGCUCGAGGGACAGAAAUCCUGACAGUGCAAGCAGCCGAUAACGAUGAUCCCAAGACGGACAAUGUGCGGAUCUUCUACCGUUUAGUCGGACAAAUUCCAGAGAGUCCUCGUGCCCUCUUCAGAGUGGACCGUGACUCAGGGGUCAUCUCCGUCCAAGCAGAUAGUAUGGAGGGCACAGCACCUCAGUAUACCCUCACCAUCACUGCUGAGGAUGCCAAAGGUCUAAACAGUUCCUGCACUGUGGUUGUGACGGUACAGGAUGAGAAUAACAACCCACCAGUCUUCUCCCAACAUGAGUACGGGCCCUUUCACAUCCCAGAGAACGCUCCAGUGGGCACCACAGUAACAGCUGUGCUGGCAGGGGAUGCAGAUGUUCGAGGAGGAGACAGCUGGCAGGUGGACUACCAUUUAGAGUCUGGAAAUGAGGAGGAGGUCUUUACAUUAGUGACAGACAAGCAGACCAAUGAGGUCUCACUCAUCCUUUCAAAGGUCUUGGACUUUGAGCGUGAGAGUGAGUACAUCCUCGUGCUCAGUGCUCAGAACCCAGUGGCUCUGGUCCGUGGCCGAUACGGACCUGCAUCCACAGCAACAGUCUCCAUCUAUGUUGACGAUGUGAAUGAAGGUCCAAUCCUGUCUCAAAGCCAUUAUGAGGUGACUGUCAGAGAGGGCGAAGAACCAGGACGGGUUAUCGCCACCAUCCGAGGUUACGACCCUGAUUCUCACCCAAUCAGAUAUUCUCUUCAAGGGGACACCAAGAAAUACUUUUCAAUAGGGAAGUAUUCUGGUGAACUAAAGACUGUGCAGGCCCUGGACAGAGAGGAGAACAGCACGUAUACCAUGGAGGUCAUUGCAGUGGAUGGACGAAACUCUUCCUUAUCUGCAUCCACCCUGGUGACCGUACAAAUCCUGGAUGUGAAUGACAACAGUCCAGUGCUGGUCGGAGACUAUUCCUGGAAGUACCUGUGUACGCCUCGCUGGGAGGACCAAGCUCUGGUGCUGGCCUCACGGGACAGUGACGGGCCACAACAUGGAGGACGACUCAACUUCUCCCUGCGCAGUGAUGCCACAGUCCGACGUAACUGGAAGCUAACACCUAUUAAUGAUACUCACACCAACCUUUCCUUAAACAUCCCGUACCUGGCCCCUGAGGUCUACACUGUGCCCUUCACCAUCUCUGACAGCAGCUCUCCUCCCAGGAGCACCUUCAUAAACUUGCCAGUGACGGUGUGUCCCUGCAACGUCAGAGGGAACUGCAAAAUGGCUGCCAAGCAGCUGCAGGGCAUGCCAACUAUUCAGUCUGCAGUGGGCAUUCUGCUUGGCACCUUUGUAGUCAUAGGAACUAUCCUCAUUGUUGUAUUUGUGAGACUCUCCUACCAGAACCCCAAACGGCCAAGCAAAACUAACCAGGAGAGAGUUCCCCUGAAGAUUUCAAUCAAUUAGGAUGAUACUGUAUUAUCUGUCCUGCUUACUGCCCUGGCCAACUGGACCAAUGUAACAAUGUUGUUUUCAGGGCACUGAAUUCAUUAAGUGACCGUGAAUGUCUAAAAAUGAAUGUAUAUUUCAGUUAUUGGAUCAAAGUUCAGAUGUACACUAGCCUCAAAGCAAAAUUACAUGAUACGUUAGAUUAGUCAAGAUGUCUAAUGUGUGGUAAGUGCUUAGGCCUGUGCCUCGGACAUGAUGUUGACUUGUGUUUUAAGUUUGUCAUUUUUUAUUGCUAUAAACCUGUUAAUUUGUUCCAAAAUGGUGCAUAUUUACUACAACAGAGUAUCAGGGAAAUGGUUAGGGGAAAAUAUUGAGAGAUUUCGGGAAUAAAUUCAUAAUAUUACAAGAAAAAGUCGCUAUAUUUCAAGAAUCAAGUUGUAAUUUUACGAGAAGUUAUAAUCUUUGAGAAAAAAGUUGUCAUAAUUCGAGUUUCAAGUCAUAACUUUAAAAAAGCUGACUUCUUUUAUGUACAUUUGACUUUUUAUUCUAGAAAUAUUGCGACUUUAUUCUCAACAUUUUUUUCUUCCUCUAACCUCGGCCCCAAUACUCCAUUGUAAUUUACACUGCAUGUACCUGUUAUUCAUUUAUGUUAAACACAUCUGGUCAUUGAACUAUGAUGCUAUCACCUUGAUUCCUAAUUAUGAUAAAUUGUUACAAAAAGAUUGUUGUAAAACCAUAAAUCAAAAGAAACAUGCCUGUAAAUGCUGAGAUGUAGUUUAAUCUAAUUUAACACGACAGAAUUAAAACAUGUUGCAAGCACCAUAACUGCAUAAUUUCA
Messenger RNA from Siniperca chuatsi (mandarin fish), 3403 nucleotides. It is a transcript of the gene cdh16, whose product is annotated as cadherin 16, KSP-cadherin. The transcript is spliced from 18 exons. Gene Ontology annotation, cellular component: plasma membrane; adherens junction; catenin complex. Gene Ontology annotation, biological process: cell-cell junction assembly; multicellular organism development; homophilic cell-cell adhesion. NCBI's taxonomy places the organism in Eukaryota, Metazoa, Chordata, Actinopteri, Centrarchiformes, Sinipercidae. The coding region runs from base 109 to 2583 and encodes 824 amino acids. Gene Ontology annotation, molecular function: calcium ion binding; cadherin binding. The record is from RefSeq and is a predicted model, not a curated record.